AACACGUUGAAACGAGUGUCCACGUUUGAUUCGAAGUUCUCGUCGAUUUUGUCCUGAAAGUUAUCUCCGAUUUUGUUUUAAUAUUCAUUAAAACAUAACAUAAAUAAAAUCAUGUCGUCAGAAGAAUUAGGACCAAAAGAAUGGCUUCGCUGUAACAAUUGUUACAUUCUAAUGCGACAAUGCAAAGUUCCGUUCUUCCUGUCAUUUUGCAGUCACAUUUUUUGCACUAAAUGUGUCAAAAUUGCUGUAAAAAAAUGCCCACAAUGCCAGGCACAAAAUCUACGUACGAUGCCUUUAGUGGAACCAUUGAGUCCUGAAGUGAGACAUUGCUUUGAACCAAUUGAAGAUCUCAAUGAACAAAUGCAGCAAGCAACAACUUUUCAAAGUCAACAAUGGGCGAUAAGUAAUCAACGAUUCUUAAAUGUUGAAAAAAAAUACACUAGCGUAAAAGAGCAAUAUCAGCGGAUCCAUAAAGCCUUCAAAAUUUCUCAACAACAGUGUCAAGAAGUUGCGAAUGAAUUAAAUUCACUUCAAAAGAAAAUUUACAAUUAUGAACAAUCCGAAAAAAAUAAGCGCUACAUUCACCAUUCCUCUGCGAUAUUAACUCCACAAUCUUUAACGGAAAGUGCACAUUCACUUCGUUCUUCGAGUCAUAGCGACGCUAACAAUCAGCCACUUCCAAAAAGGAAAUCCUAUCACAAUUCCAUUUUGACGCAAUUGACACCGACAAAAUUGGAACAAAUGGAUUUGAAUUCUGAAUUUCGUAUUCCAACAACAACAAAAGUCCCUCGAUCUGUUGGAAGUUCAUCGAGAAAUUCUUCAAACUCUUCAGUUGGAACACCGUCCACAAUUUAUUCACGCUAUGUACGAAAAUAAGUCAUUUAAUGAGCACUUAUUUUUAAGUACUCUUUCUUUUAUUUUAUUUUACCGUUUUUUGUUAAAAAUUAAUUUUUUCAAGUUUAUGUUAAAUUUUUAUUUUAUCUAACAAUAUACGUGAAAUCCACGUUAAGUAUUAAUUUAAAUCGAUAAAAUUAGUACUGAUAGUUGAACUAAUACGGUUUUUUAUCCAAAAUUAAUUUUUGUUAAUCUUAAUUAAUCGAUAGGUUAAUUAUUCGCGAGAUUAAUUUAAAUCUUUAAAUUUAUAAUUGCUAAUUUCUAUUCUUUCUGUUUAUUUAUGUUCAACUUUAAUUAAUUUUCAAAAACAGCUACUAUUAUAACUGUUAAUUUUUCAAUAUUUAACUUUCAGUGGAAAAUUUCCUCCACUAGUGUCUAUAAUUAACAUUUUUUAGUUUCAUUGCAUUCGCAAAUAUUUAAAUGGAAAUUUUUAAUUAAUUUCUAUAUAUUUUAUUACUACUGAAGUUGUUAUUUUG
Leptopilina heterotoma is the source of this 1370-nucleotide messenger RNA. Its product is annotated as zip homologous protein 2-like. Gene Ontology annotation, molecular function: SUMO transferase activity. The transcript has 4 exons. Gene Ontology annotation, biological process: protein sumoylation; reciprocal meiotic recombination; homologous chromosome pairing at meiosis. Gene Ontology annotation, cellular component: synaptonemal complex. NCBI's taxonomy places the organism in Eukaryota, Metazoa, Arthropoda, Insecta, Hymenoptera, Figitidae. Bases 112 to 876 code for a protein of 254 amino acids. The record is from RefSeq and is a predicted model, not a curated record.